AUGGCAACACUAAAAGGAAGCCCUCGAACAGUCGAGGAUGAGGGGCCAGAGCGCUCUUCAACACUUGAGGAGCCAAAGUACGAGUCGUUCUACUACGACCAGCCACCUUUGCCUCUUCCGCCAGCUGCAGUUGUGCACCACCGCAGACGCCUAUUUUGGUGGGCAGUUCGAUAUGCCGUUGUGGUUGUUGUCGUUUUCGUGGGGCUGCUCAUUCCCAUCAUCGUGUUCGCCGGCGACGCCUUCCCUGACGAAACCACGACGCCCGAGGCCAUUCAAGCAACUCAGUACGGCAACCUCGUCUUCUUCAUAUGUCUUUGGUUGGAAGUCACCUGGAUCGCUGCCAUUUUCUUUGACCUCUCAGGACUCGGCCUACCGUAUCUCUUUCGAUUCAUCGCCAGAUACGUCAACUCUUCUCACCAACGAUACUGGCGCAUUUUCAAAUUCAUGCGCCGACCUAUCUGUUUCCUUUUUACAACUAUCAUCUCGUUUUCUUGCUUCACAGUCUUCAUCAACUACAACUCUGACCUCGCAGUGAACACCAAUAAAGGACCGGAUGACACUGGCUGGGACGACGUAGUUGAGGAUAUACUGGAGCAGUUGCAGCUCUGGGUAGUAUUCUACUUCGUGGAGAAAAUACUUAUCUGCUAUUUAGCCGUGCACUACCACUAUCGACAGUCCAACGUUGGCCUGACACGCACCAAGGACGUACACAACGCCCUUAUCACUCUCUAUGAGGCCUCGAUAUAUCUUCACCCCGUCAAUGGAAGCGCUUUCGCGGAGGAAGACCUCGUCAUUCGGAACGCGAAGGGCGACAUGCAGGCGUCAGCUCGGGUGCGUGUGUCAAGCUACUUGGCACGGCUGGGCAUCGAUGGUUAUGGAAUCAUGUCACUCUUCGGAAACUUCAUCUCGGACGCUCCAGCAGCCCAUUGGCUACGGCCAGGGUCGUCAUUUUCUGUCAUUGAUCGCGCUUGGGCGAACCCGACUUCUGCUCAAGCACUCUCAAGGAGAGUCUGGUUAUCGCUGGUCGCAAGCGGCAGUACCGCCCUAACGAAGAACGACAUCAUCGAGGUCCUCGGCCCAGAUAGGGAGAAAGAAGCGGCGCAAAUAUUCGACACCCUCGACGAAAAUGACAGCGGUGACAUCCAAAUUGAAGAGUUCAUCGGCAUUGUGACCGAAGCUGGACAAAUGCGACACAACGUCUACCGGACGAUUGCCGACAUGGACCAUUGCAUCAAUACCUUUGAUUGGCUUUGCCUGCUGAUCAUUGCUGUUGUCAUGAUAUUUUUUAUAGCUGUGCGUUAUGUGCCCGCUCUCAAACAGAUUCAGAGCAUCCUCUCCUCCCUCGCCAUCGGUUUGUCCUUUGCGGUGGGCCGGACAUUCAACCACCUCCUGACUGGUAUCAUCUUCGUUUUCUUCGACCAUCCAUUUGACGCGGGGGACGUCGUGAGCAUCUCGAGUCCGGGUGCUGCAAGCGGCACGACAUAUGCUGUCAAGAGACAGUCACUUCUUUACACUGUCUUCCGCAGACUCGACAACAAUUCCGAGUUACAGAUCGCAAAUGAUCAGCUUUACCAAAAGGGUAUCGACAACUACACACGGUCCGGCAUCAAUCGUCAGUCACUCAGCAUUUUUGUCGACUUUCGUACGAGCUUCAAAGAUCUCGCCAAGCUUCGCACGAUUCUGGAGAGAUUCCUAUACGAUAAUCCGCGAGACUACGUUCCGGGGAGCCUGGCACUCAACGUUACGUCGCUCCACGAACUAAAUAAGAUGGAGUUAAGGCUGGGUUUCACCCAUCGCAACAACUGGUCGGACGACAAGUUGCGGUCACAGCGAAGCAACAAGUUCCAUUGUGCCCUCAUAUCCGCGUGCCGCGCGGUACCCCUCUACAGGCCAGGAAAGUUGUUGCCAUCUGCUGGAGAUAAUGGCAACCCCAUUUACACUGUGCAGCUGAACACCACGACAGAACUGGCGGAGAACAUCCAGAAAGAAAAGGAUCGGCGACAGGGACUGCGAUGGGACUUUGAGAAGCCAGAAGUGAAAGAGAAGGAUGAGGAGGAAGCUACAGCUGCUGAUGAGCUGAAGAUUGAACCGACCGUCAGCCCCCAGGAAUUGGAAGAGGAGGCAUUUAGAACGAUUGCUCGCAUGUCGCCCCCGGAGCAGGCAGAAGACGUUGGUACCGCGGGUGUCGGAACCUCUCGAGCCAUGACCGGCUAUCGGGUUCCUUUGGGCGGAGGGGGCUUCCCAUAA
This is a messenger RNA of Purpureocillium takamizusanense, 2247 nucleotides long. RefSeq lists its product as uncharacterized. The coding region runs from base 1 to 2247 and encodes 748 amino acids. Gene Ontology annotation, cellular component: membrane. The transcript has 4 exons. The record is from RefSeq and is a predicted model, not a curated record. Gene Ontology annotation, molecular function: calcium channel activity; calcium ion binding. Gene Ontology annotation, biological process: intracellular calcium ion homeostasis; calcium ion transmembrane transport. NCBI's taxonomy places the organism in Eukaryota, Fungi, Ascomycota, Sordariomycetes, Hypocreales, Ophiocordycipitaceae.